AUGCCUCGCGUAUGCAUGUGCGUUCUCCCCUUUCCCUCCCAAUACCAGCCCCAGUUCCACAAGCGCCCCUCUCAAGAAGGUAAACGCCCAGCAGCAGCCAAUUGCAGCGCGACACCUGGCAGUGGUGCCGCUGCCGCCGACACCAUCGCCAGUGGCCCGUUCUGUCUUGUUCCGAUGCCCACGCUGGAGCUGGCCAAUCAGGUGGUGGAGGAGGGUUCGGAGGGGGGGGUGAGUGCUGUGGGGGAAGUGGUGACUGCUGCGGGGGAAGGGGGGGUGACUGCUGUGGUGGAAGGGGUGACUGCUGUGGGGGAAGUGGUGACUGCUGUGGGGGAAGUGGUGACUAUGGGGGAAGGGGGGGUGAGUGCUGUGGGGGAAGUGGUGACUGCUGUGGGGGAAGUGGUGACUGCUGUGGGGGAAGUGGGGGGGGUGAGUGCUGUGGGGGAAGUGGUGACUGCUGCGGGGGAAGGGGGGGUGACUGCUGUGGUGGAAGGGGUGACUGCUGUGGGGGAAGUGGUGACUGCUGUGGGGGAAGUGGUGACUGCUGUGGGGGAAGGGGGGGUGAGUGCUGUGGGGGAAGUGGUGACUGCUGUGGGGGAAGUGGUGACUGCUGUGGGGGAAGUGGUGAGUGCUGUGGGGGAGGUGGUUACUGCUGUGGGGGAAGGGGGGUUGAGUGCUGUGGGGGAAGUGGUGACUGCUGCGGGGGAAGGGGGGGGUGAGUGCUGUGGGGGAAGUGGUGACUGCUGCGGGGGAAGGGGGGGUGACUGCUGUGGUGGAAGGGGUGACUGCUGUGGGGGAAGGGGUGACUGCUGUGGGGGUAGUGGCCUAUUUUUGCUUCACCGUCGGUCCUACCAGUCCGCUGUGUGGCCUGCUCUGCUCUGGUCCGCUUGUCUGGCCCACAGGGACAGGAAUUUGGCGACGACCAGGAACUUGGACCACAUUCUCUGCUGCUCGCUUGCUCGGGCGUCGCUGUGCCGCAUAUAUACUAGCACCUGA
Messenger RNA from Closterium sp. Naga37s-1, 993 nucleotides. NCBI's taxonomy places the organism in Eukaryota, Viridiplantae, Streptophyta, Zygnematophyceae, Desmidiales, Closteriaceae. The record is from the annotation of a GenBank genome assembly.